GGAUAAUAUUUACCUUGUGUCAACGAUGGUUUUGAGGAUCAAAGAAGCCAACUGUACAUCUGUGGCCAAUUUUGAUGACUGCCCAGGAAACGUAACAGAUUUCUGCCCAGAGAGUAUUGUUUGUGCAUGCAAAGAUGGAGAGCCUUUUUGCAAAUGUCCAUAUUUUAGAGGCCGGUGGGGAACCUACUGGUACAUGGGGGCCAAAUGUGACCAACUCUGGAAUACUCUGGACCUGAUUUUAGUAGCAACAUUGCCUGGAGUAGGACUGGCUUUAAUAGUUGGUGUAACAAUCCAGACUAUCCACUACUGUAAAAAGAAGUCAAAGAAGAAUAUAGAUAACCACCGAGAACAGAGGAUUUCAUCACAGCAUCAACGUCAGCAUAAUUCUGCACGUGCUUUUGGUGAGGAUAUGAGGCCUCCUCAACCUGAUCAAGGCCAGUAUCCUUGGAGCUCAUCUAGGCAGGGGAUCCUUCCUGGGAGUCCUGUGUAUCCAUCAUCACAAUUCUCUGGAAGAAAUUACAACUUCAUGAUUCAUGACACCAAAGAGAACAAUCAUUACAACUAUCCAUCUGCUAACUGGGACAGCUCUUGGGGAACAACUAAACCAGAAGUAAAUUAUGGGAACAAGUAUUCUUCAAGCAUGCACAUGCAGCCACUCUUUGAUUUUUCCACACCAGGAGUUCCAAAAUCAAACUAUAUUCAAAAAGAAAGGCAGCCUUCUGGAUACUUAAAUUCUGAAGAGCCAGAAAUCCCUCACAGAAUAGGACGUGCCCAGAUGAAAUUCAACUAUUAAGAUCUCAGCAGAUAAAUACAUAUACAAAUAUGUGAUCCUCUGAUUAUCUUAAAAUUCAUGUAAUACCUUAAAAACACUAUGAUUAAAAUUUAUCUGUGCUCCAAAUAUUUUUCUUUCUGCAUUAAUGCCAUCAGUUUUUCUCUUUAUACCUUGAACUUUUUCUGCCUACACUCUGAUGACCCCAGAAGUGAACUUUCAUUUCCAGUAUCCAAUUUCUUAACUUAGCAAGAAUGGCAGAUACCUGUUGUCUCUGAAAUUCAGCAUAAUACUUGCUUACUCUGUUAGGACAUAUAUCUUUGUAAAGUGCUCAUCAAAAUGUGUA
Chinchilla lanigera (long-tailed chinchilla) is the source of this 1115-nucleotide messenger RNA. RefSeq lists its product as uncharacterized. The record is from RefSeq and is a predicted model, not a curated record. The transcript has 7 exons. Lineage: Eukaryota; Metazoa; Chordata; Mammalia; Rodentia; Chinchillidae. The coding region runs from base 26 to 793 and encodes 255 amino acids.